Cyprinodon tularosa is the source of this 5296-nucleotide messenger RNA. It is a transcript of the gene col18a1a, whose product is annotated as collagen type XVIII alpha 1 chain a. Bases 167 to 4288 code for a protein of 1373 amino acids. NCBI's taxonomy places the organism in Eukaryota, Metazoa, Chordata, Actinopteri, Cyprinodontiformes, Cyprinodontidae. The record is from RefSeq and is a predicted model, not a curated record. The transcript is spliced from 40 exons.
UCUGAAUGGGCGCCGUCCUCCUCACUCCUGCUGUCUGUGGGUCUGCGGGAGUGUUUGUGGUGACAGAGUAGAGAGAAGGAGUGUGUGCAGAUUGUAUGGUCAUGUCAUAAUACGCUCUUGGAAAACUGAUCAAUCUGGUGGACGUGGUUUGGACACUGUGACCAAAAUGAGGAUCUGGUUUAAAGUUUUGUAUCUUCUCACCCUGUGGGUGGUCUACUCUGAUGCUUGGUUCUGGGACUGGAGUAAGACUGGUAAAACAUUGGCCCCAAGGUCGGAUAUGGAGGGUUCUGGCAGUGUUACAGGUAGUGGAGAGCAACUAUCUGAGAGUAGCACCACAGUUGGAGUAGAGAUCAUUGAUGAAGGACGUGUGCUUGAAAAGGUUGGGCAGAGCUGGGAUGUGCCUACUGAAGGUCCUCAACUGACAACUGUAAUUCCUUCAAAACAUCCGCAGAAUGGACAUGGAGCAGAAAAGGUCACUGCAGGAAUGCCGUCUCACAGAAAUAAACCUGAAGACAAAGGAGUCUCGCUGCUGAAGCUAAUCGGAGAUCCUCCUCCAGACAGUAUUCCAGAGGUGGACGGACCGGACAACAGCCCCGCUUACCUCUUCGGUCCAGAUUCCACCACGGGUCAACUUGCCCGUGCACACUUCCCCAACCCAUUCUACAGAAACUUUGCCCUCAUCUUCAGCGUGAAACCAACCUCUGAUGAUGCCGGCACCAUCUUCGCCAUCACAGAUGCCUCGCAGCAGAUCAUGCAUGUGGGGGUCAAACUGUCAAAAGUCCAGGGUGGCGAGCAGAACGUCAUUUUUUACUACAGCCAGCCGGGUGCAGAGCGGUCCUACGAAGCGGCCAGUUUCCCGGUGCCCUCCAUGAAGGACACCUGGAACCGUUUUGCUAUCGCUGUAAACGACAACCUAGUGGCCUUCUACCCUAACUGCGAUGGAGGGCUUCGGAGCGUAAGAUUGGAGAGAUCCCCUGAUGAGAUGAACCUAGGAAGUGGUUCCGGUGUGUUUGUAGGUCAAGCUGGGGGAGAAUUUCCCGAUAAAUUUCAGGGUGCGAUCAGUGAGCUGAGGGUGGUGGGAGACCCCCGUGCUGCGGAGCGGCUCUGCGAGGAGGACGAUGACUCGGAUAUGGCUUCAGGAGAAGGAAGUGGCUACGAAGAAACCAGACAUGCAAAUUCUCACAGAGAGAAAGAGCAAAACAUGCAGAAAGCCUUGGCGUCUCUUACACCUAUCCCACAGCCACCACUGGACAGGAAAGGAGAAGAGGGAACCUUCUUAGAAACAGGUGCAGUCUUUGUUAAAGGAGAAAAGGGCGACAAGGGGGACCAAGGACCGAAAGGAGAGAGGGGUUUGAGGGGUCCGCAGGGAGAAGCAGGCAUCAGCUACAAGGGGGGAGUCGGUGGACACAAGGGAGAACCUGGUGAAAAGGGAGCAAAGGGGAGCGCAGGCUUUGGAUAUCCUGGCAAAAAGGGCGACACCGGCCCUCCAGGACCACCAGGCCCACCUGGUCCUCCAGGCCCUGCCACUGAGUAUUCAGUUGGAAGUGAUGGAUCAGUUGUUUCAAAAGUACCUGGACCCCGAGGCCCACCUGGACAACCAGGUCCUCAGGGACCCCCAGGAGAGGAUGGAGAACCGGGGGAUCCCGGGGAAGAUGGAAAAACCGGGCCUCAGGGACCCCGAGGCUUUCCUGGGACUCCGGGUGAUCCAGGACUGAAAGGCGAAAAGGGUGACCGUGGAGAGGGCCAGCCUGGGCCCCGGGGCCCCCCAGGACCUCCAGGACCACCGGGUACAGGAUUCAGAUCUACGUUUGAAGACAUGGAGGCCUCUGGAUUCCCCGAUUUGGAAUCCAUUCGGGGACUUCCAGGUCCACCAGGUCCGCCUGGUCCCCCGGGUCUUCCAGGUUUCCCAUCAGCAAACACAGCAGUGAGCUCUGGAGCUUCUGGGCCCCCAGGAAAGGAUGGAGAGCCAGGUCAACCUGGUCUGCCUGGUUUACCUGGUGCUGAUGGUCUCCCUGGAGCUCCUGGUCCAAAGGGUGAAAAGGGAGAUUCGGGCGAGCUUGGACUCCCAGGGGCAAUCGGAGAAAAGGGAGCUCCAGGAGAACCCGGUUUACCCGGCGCUGCAGGACAACCUGGACUGGCUGGUCUUCCAGGACCGAUGGGACCAGUUGGUCCUCCUGGACCUCCAGGCCCUCCAGGACCAGCUCAUCGGGUUGGAUUUGAUGACAUGGACGACUCCAGUGGGACUUUCACUAAUGGACUUCCUGGUGUCAGAGGACCAGAAGGGAUACAGGGUCCUCCUGGUUUACCUGGACAACCAGGUAGCCCAGGUUUUCCUGGUAUACAGGGUCCAAAGGGUGAGCAGGGUCCCUCAGGAAGCGACGGACAACCAGGUCUGGAUGGCUUCCCAGGACCUCCGGGCCAAAAGGGAGACAGAGGUGACAAAGGAGAGACGGGUGAACCCGGUCGAGAUGGAACUGGACUGCCAGGUCCACCUGGACCACCUGGACCACCAGGAGAGAUAACAUACCAGCAUUCUGACAAUGGGGCCUCUGGUAUACCUGGCAGAGCUGGAUUUCCUGGUCCUGUUGGCCCAAAGGGGGACAGAGGUGACCCUGGUCCACCAGGGUAUGGCCUAAAGGGUGAAAAAGGAGAGCCAGGCUUGAUAAUCGGGCCUGAUGGAAAUCCUUUGUACCUGGGCGGGUUAACUGGGCCGAAGGGAGACAGAGGACCUCAAGGACCUGCUGGACCUUUUGGUCCUCAGGGGCCUCCUGGACUGAAAGGUGAAAUAGGCAUGCCUGGAAGACCUGGUCGCCCAGGUGUGAAUGGAUACAAGGGUGAAAAAGGAGAGCCAGGGGGUGGUGCAGGUUACGGAUACCCGGGAGUGGCAGGUCCACCAGGACCGCCAGGACCACCUGGACCACCGGGGCCGGCCAUUUCUGUGGAUCGAUUUAAUCGCUUUGAUGAAAAUUCAAGGAGUUACCAAGUGGUCAAAGGAGAAAAAGGAGACCGUGGACCUCCUGGGAUCCCAGGGACAGCUUCAGAUAUCGAUAUUUACUCACUCAAGAAUAAGUUGAAGGGAGAACAUGGAGAUCCAGGAGUGAAGGGAGAGAAGGGAGAGCCAGGUGGUGGAUAUUAUGACCCACGUUUUGGAGGACCACUGGGUCCACCAGGACCUCCAGGAAACCCAGGCCUACCAGGUCCAAAGGGUGAGACUAUAGUGGGCCCUCCUGGACCUCAAGGACCUCCAGGACCCCCAGGUGCUGGUUAUGAUGGACGUCCAGGUCCAGCAGGACCACCUGGACCUCCAGGACCGCCAGGGUCUCCCUCAUUCUCUGGAACAUACAGGCCCAACUAUCCUGUCAGUAUCCCUGGACCUCCAGGCCCCCCAGGCCCACCUGGAAGUCCUGGUGUCUCCUCUGGGGUGAUGGUGUUGAGGUCAUAUGACAUCAUGAUUGCUACAGCCAGGCAGCAGCCUGAGGGAAGUCUCAUAUACAUACUGGACAAAGCAGACCUUUAUCUGAGAGUGCGAGAUGGGAUUCGACAAGUCCUACUCGGAGAGUACAGAACCUUCUUUGGAGAUCUGGGCAAUGAGGUGGCAGAAGUCCAGCCUCCACCGGUGGUUGUGUACCCCCACACCCCUGAAAGGAACGCCAACAAUGGAGCAGGUCGUUAUUCCGAGGGCAGUGCAGUCAUCCGACCCAUUGAGAUCCUGCCGCAGCAGCCCAGCCCCCCCGUGGCUGCAGCCGACUCUUCAGAAUCAGGACUCCACCUCAUUGCCUUGAACGCCCCUCAGUCUGGCAACAUGCGAGGGAUUCGUGGUGCAGACUUCCUGUGCUUCCAACAGGCUCGAGCUGUUGGUCUUAAAGGAACAUUCAGGGCCUUCCUGUCCUCCAAGCUUCAGGACCUCUACACCAUCGUCCGCAGGUCGGACCGAGAUUCAUUCCCCAUCAUGAACCUCAAGAACCAAGUGUUGUUCAGCAGCUGGGAGUCCAUCUUCAGUGAAGACAAAAGCAAAAUGAGGGAGAAUGUACCUUUAUACUCGUUUGAUGGUAGAGACAUCCUCAGGGACAGUGCAUGGCCAGAAAAGAUGGUCUGGCACGGAUCUAGCAAAAAGGGCCAUCGGCAAAUGGAUCAUUACUGUGAAACAUGGCGGGCGGGCGAUCGCGCGGUGACAGGCCUGGCGUCGUCCCUGCAGAGCGGCCAUCUCCUGCAGCAGACGCCCAGCAGCUGUUCCAGCUCCUACGUCGUCCUUUGCAUAGAGAACGCCUUCACAUCGCCCUCUAAAUAAUAAAUCCAUCCUUCUUUUCCUUUGGUCCUCUGUGUUCAGGGCUCUAGUUGACACAUUGUUUUGUAAACUCAGCAGGUAAAUUUUGAUCCCCUUUCUUUUACAUUUUACACUUGCUUGUUAACAUGUGGCAUCGGAUGAACUGCUGCCUGAGGAGUUUUCUAGCCUGGCAGGACAUGCAGCAUCCAUAAACACCAAAGAAAAGGCUCUAGCAGAACGCCUUUGGUCCUUUUUAAACCCAGAACAUUGGCACAUAUUUCCUUUAAGACGUAAACCAGUAUCAUUCCCGAAUUAAAUCUUGUUUUAAAAAAGUGUAUAUGACAAUGUUUUAUUAUUUGUGUUCAAUUGUUAUGUUCUGAAUGUUUCCUUUGUCUUUAUCCAUCCUUUACUUUCUCUAUUUCUUUUUAGAAAGCUUUUUCUUCUUAUUCUUCCCAGUUCCAGUGUAGAUUUGGGGUAAUGAUGGAUUACAGCAAAUUUAUGAGGAUUAUUUCUAAAAGAAGAUAUUAGGUAUUUAUUUUCAAAUGAAGUUAUAAAAGGAAAAAUGGAUACUCUCAUUAUAUUUCUACACAACAUAUAGGUUUUGAUAAGAAAUUGUGCCUUAUCACACUCCCGGUUUCUCUUAUAUAUGAUAACAAAACGCUAUGAACAUUUUUACUGAUGGCUUUCAAAUGCUGGUGCAUUUAACUGGUUUAAAUUAUCCAUGUAGGACAUCUAAGGGGCAAUACUUUUUCAUCAAAAUGGAAAAUUCUGAGAAAACUCUAAGAUAAUUAUUUUGCCAUUUUAACACUUUGUUAAACUUUUAUAUACGCAGACUGAAAAAGUGGCUAAUUGUCAGUAAAACCAGCAUUCAGAACUAGUCAGAGUUUCAUACUUCUUUGCUUUUAUUUUACAGGCAUAUGUAGCCUCAGUGUUUCAGAUGUCUCAACUGUAUCUGUGAAUAUGCUUUUUUUUUGAUGACCAAUUGCGCUGUACUGUUUCACCCAGGCACUGAAUUAAAGACUUUACAAUUAC